This is a messenger RNA of Spodoptera frugiperda (fall armyworm), 1442 nucleotides long. RefSeq lists its product as uncharacterized. The record is from RefSeq and is a predicted model, not a curated record. The coding region runs from base 43 to 876 and encodes 277 amino acids. Lineage: Eukaryota; Metazoa; Arthropoda; Insecta; Lepidoptera; Noctuidae. The transcript is spliced from 7 exons.
AACAUUUCAAUUUUAUUAUAUGUAGUUUACUGACCGGUCAAGAUGCGUUUCUUAACAAUUUUAGUCUUAUUUUCUUUUAUCUAUAUAGUUUCGUGCAAAACCCAUGUGAAAGCUUUGACUGAGUCCAUGGGCCAAGAGGUGAUUGAGAUUAGCAACCCAGUUAAAGAAUUACCAAUGGGUUUGGAUGAAGAACCGCUUUCCGAGAAAGAAGACAUAAAAAAACCUAAAGAAUCUCCUUCACUCAAGGGAAAAUAUAAAAAAAUGUCAACCGUAAGUGGCAAAGAAAAUAUGAAAGAUGUCGACAAGAUUGAUGGACUAAACCCAGAAAGCGAGGAAGAUAGGAUAGAGAAGGAACUAGCAGAGAUAUACAAAGACACUGCUGAUUACAAAAGCGAGAGCGGUGAAGAGGAGGUGGCUAAAGAAGCCUCCGUGGAUCAUCACACGUUGGAGCCUACCGUUCAGGAAUACAAAGCCAAAUACGACGAGAGCGCUGAAGACAAUGAUGAGAUUAUAAAAAACACCGAUGCACCUAUCGCAAGACAGCGAAACAGCUUCAAAAUCCACCCCGACUCGACUCGCAAAGCUGAUGUGGAGCGGUUCAGGACUUCUGUGGAAGACAUCAACUGUGAUGUGAAUAAACAGUUGCUUCACCAGGAGAACGAAAAGCCAUUCACUGUGCAGAGAGACGAGGUGGGCCGCGGGCUGAGGAGCAGGCGAGCGGCCGUGGCUGAGGUACCAUCCGAAUCCGGGUCGAUAUCUGCCAAGCAACCUCUAUGCGAACCAGAACCAGAAAAGAAGUCUAACGCGUUCUACACCACGGCCACUCAACUACCACUGUUCACUGCGUUUUUCUGCACAAUUUUCAAAUACAUAUAAUUAUAAAAAUGUCACUUAACACGUUCGUGGACAGUAACGACCACAGGCAUUUUUUUUAUGUUAAAUGGGCCGACGUUUGGCCGCUAUCUCGCCUGAUGGUAAGUGAUGAUGCGGCCUACGAUGGAGCACGUCUGCCCAUAAGCAACCUAUUCACUCGGGCUUAGAAGACGCCCAGGUUAUACCCAUGAAAACACAGACUCCGGUAAGGAGUUCCACUCCCUAGCUGUUCGCACAAGGAAGCUUGAAGCGAAGCGCUUCGUGCGAGUGGGUGGGAUAUCCGUCUACAUAGCUAAAAGUAAUACAACAGUACGUCUGUCGACGUAUCUGUUUUUAGUUCCAUAAAAUCAGUACGCCUCACGACGACUGAUUUUUCAUACUAUUGUAAAGAAUGGCAUGUUGUACUGUCACCACAGGUAUAAUUACGACUUUUGUACUGUCACUACAUUAUUUCACAUUUUUGCAUUAUGUGACACUACGCCUGUGGGCGAUGUACGAAAAAAACAAUGUCUUAGUAGCUGCAACCUGUGAGAUAGUACUGUCCAUUAAUGUGUUAAUAUACAUCAAAC